GCAACACCUGCCUAGACAGGUGAAGAAAUUCACUCCACUACAACACCAAACUGCUAGAAGAGUCCCGGUGAGAAUGACGGCCGAGUCUCCCACUCAGCUCAGUUACACUCUCAAUCUCCCAUGUCAACCUGGUCAGCCAGUCUCCGUUGUCGCUGCUCCAGGCCUCUCUGAUAGUCUGUUCAAGCAAGAACGUCCUCCUUCAAUAUUUCUUCUUAUCAUAUAAUCUUUGUUUAUUUAUUUUUACGUGUAAACUGUUGAUUUGUUGAUUAAAUAAAUUUUCCAUGCAAUCUUGCUCCCCACACUAGGGCUAAAUGACUAACUAUACAUGCUAUGAUUUCCGAUAUUUAGUUCAGACCAAAGUUGAUCUUAUUGUGCUUUCGGUGGGAUGUAUUGAAGCUGUGUGAUAUUUUUCAGAAAUGCAAUUGAAUCCUUUCUAUUCAAGCAAUGGCUGGAAAACCUAGAGACUGAAACCGGGUUGCUUGCUAAUGGAUCAAUGUCUUUGAGACAAGUUCUGAUUCAGAGUGUAGACAUGUUUGGCAAGCGUUUAGGGUUUCUCAAGUUCAAAGCUGAUAUUGUUGAUAAGGAGACAGGACAAAUGGUUCCUGGAAUUGUCUUUGCACGAGGACCAGCUGUUGCAGUGCUAAUCAUUUUGGAGUCUGAGGGUGAAAAAUUUGCUGUGCUCACUAAGCAAGUAAUUUUCCUGGUCAGGGUUCCAGUUGGGAGGCUAAUUUUGGAAUUGCCAGCGGGAAUGUUGGAUGAAGACCAUGGUGAUUUUGGGGGAACAGCAAUUCGAGAGGUUCAAGAAGAGACUGGACUACAGUUGAAUGUGCAAGACAUGAUUGACCUUACAGCCCUACUGGACCCUUCUACUGGCUGCAGACUUUUCCCUUCUCCCGGCGGUUGUGAUGAGGGGAUUAGUCUCUUUUUGUAUAGAGGAAACAUUAGCAAAGAUAAUCUGAGACAGCUCCAAGGGAAAAAAACAGGUCUCAGAGAUCAUGGUGAGCUAAUCAGGGUUCAUUUAGUUCCAUAUGAUAAACUAUGGCGUGCCACUGCUGAUGCAAAAACUCUAAGCGCUAUUGCUCUAUACGAGAUGGCCAUCCGGGAAGGUCUGCUUCCACCCUGAUGCCAACUUGAAUGGUUAUUUGCUUAUUAUGUUUUCCCUUUUUUUUGUCUGGGGACGUAUCUACCCGUCGUAAUACUGCUUGCACCAUUGAUUCCAUAGACACUUGAAGAAGCAUAUCAAAUGGUUUCUCAGUUGAAUAUAUCAAUAUUCUCCAAAAUAUUUGUGUGACCAUUAUAAUUCUAGAAUUGAGUCGUGAGAUAAACUAUCAAUCUUAUCGCAUAUCAUCA
Cuscuta epithymum is the source of this 1350-nucleotide messenger RNA. NCBI's taxonomy places the organism in Eukaryota, Viridiplantae, Streptophyta, Magnoliopsida, Solanales, Convolvulaceae. The record is from the annotation of a GenBank genome assembly.